AUAAAACAGCAAGUCGUGCGUGAGCAAAGACUCGAGGGAGACAGUAUGGUUCUGUCCUGCAACCGUCCAGAAAGCUCGCCUCCUCCCAGCAUCCACUGGAUAAACACGAGCUAGGACCGCCACUGACUUCGCGAACCUGAUGACGAGUGACAGCAAAGAGGACUACAUCUGCCACGCCCAGUACAGAGAGGCCAGGACUAUUCUCCCUGCCACUGUUGUCUCCCUCUCUGUCAAGCCGAGUGAGCGCACAGGUGACGUUCUUCUUGGCAGAAAACCCAAACUUUUCCAUCCCACUGGCAGUCUCUCCAGCGUUAUAGGCCUGAGGGGUCACAGUGUCACACUUGAAUGUUUGCCCAGUGGCUUGCCCACUCCUAAGGUGGAAUGGAAGAAGGAUGGUGUCCUGGCAAACACAACUGCUCAUGUUAUUAACUUUGACCGCUGGCUUUACUUCGACAGCAUCACCCUGGAGGAUGUUGGCGAAUAUGAAUGCAACGCCUCCAACACCCACGACUCCACCACACACUUUUUCACAGUCACUGUGGAAGCGGCUCCUUACUGGGUGAAGGAGCCCCAGAACGGGAUGUACACUCUGGGUAAAACUGUGAGACGGCAUCCCGAGGCCCAGCAUCACCUGGAGAAUCAACGGUCAGCUGUUCACAGAAGUGGAUGACGAGCCUCGGCGCAGUGUAACGAGCGGGUUGAUGAUACUGAGAGACGUUAGCAUUGGAGACACAGCCGAUGCCACUAAUGUGCACAGCUCCAUCGUCAUCAAUGCCUUCUGUUGGAG
Messenger RNA from Oreochromis aureus, 787 nucleotides. Its product is annotated as neural cell adhesion molecule L1.1-like. Gene Ontology annotation, molecular function: cell-cell adhesion mediator activity. Lineage: Eukaryota; Metazoa; Chordata; Actinopteri; Cichliformes; Cichlidae. Gene Ontology annotation, cellular component: plasma membrane; axon. The record is from RefSeq and is a predicted model, not a curated record. Gene Ontology annotation, biological process: axon guidance; dendrite self-avoidance; homophilic cell-cell adhesion. Bases 140 to 670 code for a protein of 176 amino acids. The transcript is spliced from 6 exons.